AAAAAAAAAAAAAAAAUGGAUAUUCCAAAAUAUGAUGGAAAUAUACAUCCAGAUGAAUGGAUAAAUGAUAUUCGAAAAUAUCAUUACAUUUGGAAAGUUGAAUAUGAAGAAUUUUUGAAUAUUGUCAUAUCUUUAAUAGAUCCCACUAUCAAACUUCCAACUGAAAUUAGCGAUAUUGAAGAACUUCGUAAUGCAUUAAAAGAAAAUAUUUCUUUUACGGUAUUUAAGAAUACAAAUAAAAGAAAAUUACAAUUAUUAAAGUAUAUACCUGAAAGUAGAGGUGGAGAUACUUCAAAGUUUAUUUCAAAUUUUCUCAAAUUAUGUUAUAACGCUGAAAUUAAUGAUAUAGAAGAACAAAAAAUUUAUUUUUAUAAAUCGCUUCCAAUGAACCAUUUUGAUUCUAUUUCAAAUGAAUUUCACCAGAAAAUGAAAAAUAUAAAUUCGUUAAACGAAUUAAUUAAAGAAUUUGAAGAUUUUGUUGUUUAUGAAUCAAAUUUAAUUACAAAUGAUUCUAUUGUAGCUUUAAGACAUGUUGCUACAGGAAAAUAUUUAAGUUCAGUUGAAAAUUUAUGUUAUAAAACUGGAAGCAAACUUCAAUUGGUUUUUGUAAGAGGUUCGGAUCCUGGACCAAAUUCUUUAUGGAAAAUUCAAUUUAAUAAAGAAUUGGCUACUUACACUGAUACUUCUAUAACUUUACAACACACAAAAUCAAAUAAGUUACUUGGAAUAAGUUGGUAUGGAUCUGGAAAUUCGUAUUCUUAUCAAAAAUCUCCAACAUUUGGCUCUACGGAAGUAAAUUGUGGUGGAAAUGCAAGUGAAUGGAAAUUUAAUUAUAGUAAAUCAGAAGAAAAUCAUGAAAGUUAUUUAAAAUCAAAUGAUAUUAUUUAUCUUAGCAUUAAGAAAUCAGUUGACCGUAGUGGUCGUACUACUCAUAUUGGUAGUGUGGAAUUUUUGCGUUGUCAUGAUGUUCGAUUUACUAUUGGGAAUGAUAAUUUUCAAGAAAUUGUUUGCCAUAAUGAAAGACUAGGAGCAAAUGAUGAUUGGUGUAUUGAACUUAUUGAACAAUGUGCUUGAACAAUUUGAACAAUGCAUUUGGGUCAUACUGAUUAAUCAAUUAGUUAUUUUUUAUUAGUUUAGUAUUUAUAAGUUCUUCAUUAUUUAUUUAUUAAACUAAAAUGCUUACAAAUUCCUUAUUAAAUAAAAUAAUAAAAUUGCAGUAUGUAACUCUUUGAAAACAAUAGUUUAAAUAUUUUCCUUUUAUGCAAGAAAAUAGGAAUUGUGAAAUAAUGGAUUCUUUAAGUCAUACAGUGUGUAAUAAAAAAAACUUGAAUAUCAUUCAUGUAAUAAAAAUGCAUAUAUAUUAUACGCUCAAAAUAAAUCUGAUUUUCUUUGCGUAAAUUGAAUAAUAAACCUAUAACCAAGAUCUAUAUUAUGGUAUAGUUACUUCAAUUUCGGUAUAUAGUAAAAAAGCGAAAAAAAUUAUUCAAAUUACAAAAAUAUGUGUAGUUCGCUCAAAAUAAGUCCAAUUCUUAUCAUUUAAAAUGCAAAAUAAAC
Molecule: messenger RNA, 1554 nt
Organism: Rhizophagus irregularis DAOM 181602=DAOM 197198
Lineage: Eukaryota; Fungi; Glomeromycota; Glomeromycetes; Glomerales; Glomeraceae
Source: RefSeq, a predicted model, not a curated record